AUGUAAACAUAAGAUGAUCAAAUGCGACAAUUUAUGGUCUACAUAUUGUUUUGUUCCAGCACUGAUGACUCAUAUGAUUCAAUGGUAAAAUUCCGCUUCCACUUUUCGUUAUUAGAUCUCAUCGCUGCCAAUAUACGUAUGUCCAUUUGUUCAUUUAUCAUAUGGAUAAAUUUAGCUAUCAUCGACACACCUACACCAAGGAACCAAUGAGUAUCGUGAACGUUAAUCGAUGUAUUGUGAAUUGUAACAAUAAGAGAGAUAUACAGUUUCCUUCGUGACAACCAAUCAAGACACUGUUCGAGUGCAAUUCCGAAUAUAAAAGCAUAAUGUAAUUUUGUAGUUUGCCUCGCAACGAGCGAUAAACUCAAGCCGCGAUAGAAACUUUGUGUCCAUGAUAGUGGACAUUCGGUUCGCGUGGUUAUCACUAGUGUACACAUAAAAUGGUGAGAGACGGGUGUCAUGGGUGCUGAACGUUGAAAGCAAAGGAGUUGGUUAAAGCCGAUAGUGCGCGUUGAUCGUGGAUACGGUGUAUCAAUAAUCAGCCGUGUUCUUUUCUUGGUUGUCAUUGAACCAUUCGAUUUAGAUAAGUGUGGAACGCGUUUACCAAUGCUGAAAUGAGGCAGAAGAGCGUCAUGCAUGGCGACUCGCGGAAACUAUGCGAUAGAUACACGCAGUUCGCCCCGCACGGGCUCUGCGCUCCGUCGGAUUAAUGAUCAAUGGCUUUAUUUGAGAAGCGAUACACGAAUAAAGUGCUACUAGAUGAUACAGAAAAGCUGACGAGCGUCAUUGAAAAUGCAAGAACAAUCGACGGUCACACGGAGUACGUGAUCAAAACACAGAGAGGUCCACUUCCAGAGAAAUCUUGGAGAGUCAGCAGACGCUACAAUGACUUCGUACAGCUUAAUGCAGCUUUGUCAAUAUCAGGCAUUGACCUGGCACUUCCACCAAAAAAGAUUAUUGGUAAUAUGGAGCCAGACUUCAUAGCUCAACGUCAAGUAGCCCUACAGAAUUACCUAAACAAUAUACUAAUGAAUCCGAUAUUGGCAUCGUCGCUUCCUAUGAAAAAAUUUUUAGAUCCGGAUAAUUAUACAGCACCCUUACAUGAAAUAGCUCUGCAACAGGUGUCACUAGCUUUACGCAGCGAUGCAAAUUUCGAGGUUUGUAAGGCGAUUCCUGAUAUGGGAUGGCGGCUGAGGAAGCAUUACUACACGGUGAAAAAUCGUCAAAAUCCCAAGCAAGAAUUGUUGUUAGCAUGGGUGGAAUUCGGUCCGGACAAACACCUGCAAGACAAGGAUAUGCACGGUGUCUUUAAAAGUUUAGGAACGUUGAAACAUAAUUAUAUAGAAUCAGUCGUGUACCAACAUGUGACGGAGAACGGCGCGUUAAUGAUUAGAAAUUUUUAUCCGCCGGGCACACUGCGUGACAUUCUGUGCGUGACCAAACCCAAACAACCGUUUAUAAAGAAAUACGGGAAUCCGAAACAAACCAAAUCACUCACAGUGCCUGAAAUUGCUAUGUAUGGUCACCAGAUUUUGGAAGCUUUAGGAUUUCUUCACGAAAAGGGCCUACCAUACGGACAUUUGCAUACAGGAAAUAUUCUUCUUACUCAAAGAUGCGCGAAAUUGUUAGAUAUAGAAAAUGGUCUAUUAGGAUUACCGGCAUUUUAUCGGCCUUAUGUUGUACAAAGACGUAAACUUCACGCCACGACGCAAGUGGACGUUUAUUCGUUUGGACAUGUAUUAUACGAACUGGCAUUUGGAAGACCGUUAUUGGAAGCCACAUGUUCAGAUUUACCAUACUGUGAUCCAAGUCUAAAGAGUCUGUUAGAGGUGAUACUGUCACCGGAAGCCCUGAAACAAGACCUGCCAACAGUGUCACAAUUAUUGGAGCACCCAUUCUUCGAAUCAGCGAAACACGCCGCGUUAGCCGCUGGUUCCAUGGAAAGACCACAUUUCAAGUUGAGCAGUCAUUUGAAAGAAGCUUUACAGGAAGCGAUGAACAAAGCAGAACAGAGACUGAAGGAUGAACAGAAAGUGGCGCGGCAUCAAAAGAGGCUCGUCAAGGUUCAGGAAAUGAUGAGUUCGGAGGAAGAGAUGAAGAAGCGAAAACAUAAACUGAAGAAAGAACAGAAAUUGGCCCAAGAACAACGUUCCGCUAAUCAAUUAAGCGCGAACGGAAUGAAACACGUGAACGGCAAGAGCCCGGAGCGUUCGGACAGCCCUACGAGUACUUCCACGGCGACCAGUGUCGGGACACUGACACCACCAUCGCUACGUUCUGCAGAUACGCCGCAAGGUGAUGCAGUUCCUGCUAAGAGCAUCAUUCCGCCACCGCCUCCGUCGAGAAUGCCACCACCGCCGGUUACCGCGGUGAAUAACUCCCCGAAAUUGACCAACGAACGAGCGGCUCUGCUUGGGAGUAUUUGUAAUUUCAACAAAACUAGUCUUCGUAAAGUUGCCAAUGGCUAUCAAUGAGAUGAUAGAGUUAGGAUAAUUGAGAAAGAAACAUGUGUCGAACGAUCGCAUCGAUUGAUAACUGUGACCGCGAUUCAUACCAAAAUGAUGUUAUUUUUGUUUCGAUAUCGUGAUGGUGUUUAUUAUUCUUUUCCUCGAUCGCGAUACUUGAAAAAUUCUACAUGUAUAAUGUGUAUUUACAUUUUGUAGAAUCAUAUGAAUAUUAUAUAUAUAAUAUAUAUUACAUUGCACAGGGAGAUAGAUAGACGUGACUCGUAUGUUUACAAAAUAAUCAUUUAUAAAAUGAUCCUAUUUAUGUAUGUUAGCGGCACGCGAAUCAUUGUUAGAAUUGAGAAAUAUUUCUUGUUAUUUUCUACACUUUAAACACCGUCCAAAGAUGGAUUCGAAAUUGUAAGAGAUUAAUUAAAAUACUGAACAAGCUUUAAAAAAAAAUGUUUCCCUUUUAAUUUCAUAUUUUUACAUACUCCUUGAGAAAUAAUAAAUUCUUUCAAUCUCUCUCUCUCUCUCUCUCUCCCUCUCUCAUAUUCAGUCCAUUGAAACAGUUGAUAACUGAGUAUGAAGAAACAAAUGUAAAUGAAACUCCUAUACUUCGAUCCAAGUCUCGCGAUCGAACAUUUUUUAUGCGCCUAUUUGUGUAACGUGUUCUUUGAAUUCUAUUCCGUGUAUGUGACUUUAGAGAAAUAAUUACACAAAAUGAUAAGUGAUGAGAUAAGAGAGAGAGAGAGAGAGAGAGAGAGAGAGAGAGAUAGUAUCUAUGUAUAUCAGUGAGAGUGUAUCAGUCAUGAGUGUAUCAUGUAAACUUUGUCCCGUUAGUGUUAAAUGCCAUUCUCUCUAUUUAAAGUUUAUGAUAUGUAUAACGUACUAGUGUACAGAUUCGAUAUCUCAUAAGAAAAGUGAUUAUCGUGUGUCGCUUUCAUCCUGUCGCCUCGUAGAAUCGGAAUUGUUACGUACUUUACGGUGGGAGAAUAUGUGCCAAGAUGUACGCGAUCUUUCCAUUCGGAGGGUAGUAAUAUCGCGAGAAUGAACAACGUAAUCUAUAUGUAAGGAAAAAAAUAUAUAUAUAUAAUGUACAAGAUCUAUCUGUGAAUAUCCUAUUAAAACAAUGUAAUAUAGUCACAUUUUUCAUAUGUAACGUCGAUUCUCAAUGUGAUUUGUUAAAUUGUCCUUAUAACAGUUAUAGAGUAUUAUAAACGAUGUUUGUUUAUCGACGAUCGUGAGAAACAGAUAAAAACAAAUUCUAUAUUUAUUUAGGAAUAUAACAUAACUUAUAUAAUUUGAAGAUGUUCGUACGUAUUAAUAAAUAUGUUUAGUAAAUGGAACCAUUAUUUGUUUCUAAGGAACGUAUUAGCUUACUUAAUUGUUACUUAGUUGCAAUUACAUGUUUCUGUAUAUACCCUCAGGCGUCAUGCUGUGUUGCUAAAAAUAAUUUAUUAAAAUGGAACAGCGGCGUGAAAGAAUAUCACAAGUAUAGUUCGAAUGCUGAUCGUAUUGGAUACAGCAGAUUGCCGAAAAACAGUUUUCUCUUUGAACGUAUUUUACUACUUACAAUUGAAAAUUUAAUAAAUACAAACAAUGCAUAUCCUUGCAGUAUUUUUAUCGUCUAGUUAUCUAUCGUUACUGUCAUUGUAAAUUCUUACGAUAUCAAAAAUAUACAUGUACAUGUGCAUA
Messenger RNA from Ceratina calcarata, 4142 nucleotides. RefSeq names its product PX domain-containing protein kinase-like protein. Lineage: Eukaryota; Metazoa; Arthropoda; Insecta; Hymenoptera; Apidae. Gene Ontology annotation, cellular component: plasma membrane; late endosome; early endosome. The record is from RefSeq and is a predicted model, not a curated record. Gene Ontology annotation, biological process: endosome to lysosome transport; protein targeting to lysosome; negative regulation of monoatomic ion transport. The coding region runs from base 717 to 2474 and encodes 585 amino acids. The transcript is spliced from 7 exons. Gene Ontology annotation, molecular function: protein kinase activity; phosphatidylinositol binding; ATP binding.